UGUUGUGAUUUGCUUUGCGUGAAAGACACCGCAUAUUGUCAACACAAACAUUUCACCGCCAGGCGAAAGUUAUUCCUGAUUUCAUUCCACUCUGAUAACAAUUUUGCCGUGUAUGGCCGGACCAGGACACAAGAUGAAGGUGCUAUCGCUCUAUAAACAGUUACUGCGUGCGUCACAGAAGUUUGAUUCGUACAACUAUCGUAUGUACGCGCUGCGCCGGAUUCGAGAUGCAUUUAGAGCAAAUAAGGCACUGACGGAUGGUACCACCAUUGCCAGUGAGCUAUCGUACGCACAGAAAAAUCUCGAAAUCAUCAAACGACAGACCAUUGUUGGACAGCUGUAUGGAGCACCGGAUAAGCUAGUGAUAGAGAAAUAAAUCCAUUCGACCUUUAACACACCCGAACCAGACCCCGCUGUAUUUCCAGCAACACUCUGGUUAGAAAAAAGGCCAGAUAGGUUUAACAAUAUCAAAGAACCAAAGGCAAACAUUCAACCGGAGGGGGGAAAGUGUUGCAAAAUUUUGUAUUUUGUUCAGAAAUGUGUUCGUCGCAUUUAAAAAAAUAUAGCCGUUUUACAUCGAAACGAUGGUUUAGUUCGAAAGCCAUAAUCCGUAGCAACAAGAGCGAAGGGACAAAUGUAGCAAAAGACACAAAAACCUACAAAUACAUGUUGUGUAACUAAUUACAAUCGUUAAAUAUAGUUGCUUUUGAAUAUAAUGAAAUUUAACAAA
Molecule: messenger RNA, 730 nt
Organism: Anopheles funestus (African malaria mosquito)
Lineage: Eukaryota; Metazoa; Arthropoda; Insecta; Diptera; Culicidae
Gene: bcn92
Product: protein bcn92
Exons: 3
Coding region: 113-376 (87 amino acids)
Biological process (GO): iron-sulfur cluster assembly
Cellular component (GO): mitochondrion; L-cysteine desulfurase complex
Source: RefSeq, a predicted model, not a curated record